GAAUGCAAGGAUACUAAUAAUUACGAGAGAAGUGUUUUAUUGACAUUAAAAAUUUUCAUUUUUUAUAUUUGGAAAUUUAAUUAUGAAGAAUAAAAAGUUAUACAUAUAUAAGACCCAUAUGGUCAUUUAGAUUCAUGCAUUUUCAGACAACUCACUCACAGUUGGUAUUUGGUUAGUGGAAGAAGAGCUUCAAAGUUGCGAAUGCAAUCUGCAAUGGCGUCUCCCUCUGCAGGAGUGGUUGGGUUCGUUGGGUUGGACGACUUGAGCUUGGAUUUGGCAGCUUCCCUCCUCCGCUCUGGCUAUGCCGUGCAAGCCUUUGAGAUAUCUGGGCAUUUGAUGGAUGAUUUCUUGAAGUUAGGAGGAGUUAGAUGUGCCAGUCCUACAGAGGCGGGUAAAGAUGUUGCAGCGUUGAUCAUUUUGAUUACUCGUGUAGAACAAAUAAAUGAGAUCAUUUUUGCGCCAGAGGGUCAUUUGAAAGGGUUUUGCAAAGGUGCUGUCGUAAUGCUUCGUUCAGCCAUAUUACCAGCGUAUCUUCAGAAGCUGGAGAAGCAUCUCACAGAGGAUGGUCAGACAGCUUUUCUAGUUGAUAUCUAUGUCUCUAGGGGAUUGUCUGAGAUUUUAAAUGGAAAAAUCAUGAUUGCUUCCUCAGGGAGGUCGGAUGCCAUUGCAAGGGCUAGGCCUUUCCUUUAUGCUAUGUGUGAAAAGCUUUACAUUUUUGAAGGAGAAGUUGGAGCUGGAAGUAAAAUUAAAAUGGUCAAUGAGCUCCUUGAGGGCAUUCAUCUUGUUGCUUCUGCUGAGGCUGUCUGUCUUGGAGCUCAAGCUGGGAUACAUCCAUGGAUACUUUAUGACAUCAUUUCCAAUGCGGCUGGAAGUUCAUGGGUUUUCAAGAACCAUGUUCCCCAAAUUUUGAGGGGUAAUCAUACCAAACAUCAAUUCCUGAGUAAUUUUGUUCAAAAUUUGGGGGUGGUUUUGGAUAUGGCCAAGUCGUUAGCAUUUCCUCAUCCACUAUUGGCAGUUGCUUAUCAACAACUUAUAUCUGGGUUUCCACAUGGUCAGGGCGAUGCUGGGGAUGCUACAUUGGUUAAGGUUUGGGAAAAAGUGUACGGAGUGCCAAUUACAGAUGCAGUCAAUGCAGAAACCUACAGUCCUGAGCAGUUGAAAGAUCAAAUUAUAGCUGAAUCAAAAACUGUUAACAGAAUUGGUUUCAUUGGUCUUGGAGCAAUGGGAUUUGGCAUGGCAACUCACCUGCUGAGAUCCAAUUUCUGCGUUCUUGGUUACGAUGUCUAUAAGCCGACACUAUCUCGAUUCACUGAUGCUGGUGGCCUGGUUGGGAAAUCUCCAUCACAUGUAUCUAGAGAUGUGGAUGUUCUUGUAGUGAUGGUCACAAAUGAGGCUCAAGCGGAAAGUGUUUUGUAUGGAGAUCAGGGCGCUGUGCCAGCCCUUCCAUCUGGAGCAUCUAUUAUCCUUUCAUCAACUGUUUCUCCAAGAUUCGUUAGCCAACUAGAACAGCGCUUACAGAGUGAACACAAGGAUUUGAAAUUGGUAGAUGCCCCUGUUUCUGGUGGUGUUAAGAGAGCUUCCAUGGGUACUCUUACGAUAAUGGCUUCAGGUACAGCGGAAGCUCUUAAGAAUACUGGCACAGUUCUCUCAGCAUUAAGUGAAAAGCUCUAUAUUAUCAAGGGAGCUUGUGGAGCUGGAAGUUCUAUGAAGAUGGUUAAUCAAUUGCUCGCUGGAGUUCAUAUAGCAUCAGCAGCGGAGGCAAUGGCUUUUGGAGCUCGAUUGGGUCUUAAUACAAAAAUAUUAUUUGAUGUCAUCUCAAACGUUGGGGGAACAUCUUGGAUGUUUGAAAAUCGUGUUCCACACAUGUUGGACAAUGAUUAUACACCAUACUCAGCACUUGAUAUCUUUGUGAAGGAUAUGGGUAUUGUUUCUAAUGAAUGCUCAUCCCGUAAAGUUCCUCUUCAUAUUGCAACUGUGGCACACCAAUUGUUCCUUUCAGGCUCAGCUGCUGGCUGGGGUCGACAUGAUGAUGCUGCUGUAGUAAAGGUUUAUGAGACACUCACAGGUGUUAAAGUUGAAGUGAAGCUUCCCAUUUGCAACAAGCAAUCUAUCUUGCAAUCUCUCCCAUCUGAGUGGCCACUGGAUCCCAUUCAAGAUAUACAAAGAAUGGAUCAGAGAAGUUCAAAAAUUUUGAUUGUUCUAGAUGAUGAUCCAACUGGAACUCAAACUGUUCAUGAUAUUGAAGUAUUGACAGAAUGGAGCUUUGAGUCGCUUGCUGAACAGUUCAGAAAGAAGCCUAAAUGUUUUUUCAUUUUGACCAACUCCAGAUCUCUGAGUUCUGAGAAGGCCACUGCAUUGGUAAAAGAUAUCUGCAGAAACAUAUGUGCUGCAGCUAAGUCAGUAGAGAAUAUUGACUAUACCGUAGUCUUGAGGGGAGAUUCAACAUUGCGUGGUCAUUUUCCAGAGGAACCAGAUGCGGCUGUUUCUGUACUGGGUGAGAUGGAUGCAUGGAUCCUUUGCCCCUUUUUUCUUCAAGGAGGUCGUUAUACUAUUGAUGAUGUACACUAUGUUGCUGAUUCUGACUGCCUUGUCCCUGCAGGAGAAACUGAGUUUGCUAAAGAUGCUGCUUUCGGCUAUAAAUCUUCAAACCUCCGUGAGUGGGUGGAGGAGAAAACAGCAGGCCGUGUUCCUGCCAGCAGCGUCGCAUCUAUUUCUAUCCAACUUUUAAGGAAAGGUGGACCAGAUGCUGUUUAUGAGUAUCUUUGCAGUUUGCCAAAGGGGUCAACAUGCAUAGUUAAUGCAGCAAGUGAGAGAGACAUGGCUGUGUUUGCAGCUGGAAUGAUCCAGGCUGAGUUGAAGGGAAAACGUUUCUUAUGCCGAACUGCUGCUAGUUUUGUUUCUGCUCGUAUUGGAAUUGUCCAAAAAGAUCCAAUUUUACCAAAAGAUUUAGGAAUAAACAAAGAAAAGAAUGGUGGACUUAUAGUGGUGGGGUCAUAUGUUCCAAAAACAACAAAACAGGUUGAAGAGCUUAAAAAGCAAUGUGGCAAUAAUUUAAGAACCAUUGAGAUUUCUGUUGAUAAAGUCACCAUGAAGUCAUCCCAAGAGAGGGAGGAGGAAAUCAAUCGAACAACUGAAAUGGCAGAUGUUUUUCUGAAGUCUCAAAAAGACACUCUAAUAAUGACCAGUCGAGAGCUUAUUGUGGGAAAAUCUCCUUCUGAGAGUUUGGAGAUCAAUUUCAAGGUGAGCUCUGCAUUGGUGGAAAUAGUUAAGCAGAUUAGAGCAAGACCUCGUUAUAUUCUUGCAAAGGGUGGAAUCACCUCAUCUGACCUUGCUACAAAAGCUCUAGAAGCAAAACAGGCCAAAAUAGUUGGACAAGCCCUAGCUGGUGUUCCCUUGUGGCAGCUUGGUCCUGAAAGUAGACAUCCAGGCGUUCCAUAUAUUGUUUUCCCAGGUAAUGUUGGUGACAGCAAUGCACUGGCAAGAGUCGUGAAAUGUUGGGCCCGUCCUGCCAGAUUUUCAUCAACGAAAGAGCUCCUUCUUAAUGCAGAAAAAGGUGGUUAUGCUAUUGGAGCAUUCAAUGUUUAUAAUUUGGAAGGAGUUGAGGCAGUCAUUGCUGCUGCCGAGGAAGAAAAAAGUCCUGCUAUUUUACAGAUCCACCCUAGUGCUUUGAAGCAAGGAGGAAUUCCCUUAGUUGCAUGCUGUGUGUCUGCUGCUGAACAAGCCAGUGUUCCCAUCACUGUUCACUUUGACCAUGGAAGUUCCAAACAGGAGCUAUUAGAAGUUCUCGAGUUGGGUUUUGAUUCGGUCAUGGUAGAUGGUUCACAUCUUCCUUUCAGAGACAAUAUCUCAUAUACAAAGUACAUAUCGUUACUGGCGCACUCAAAAGGUAUGCUGGUGGAAGCUGAAUUGGGGAGAUUGUCAGGAACGGAAGAUGACUUGACUGUAGAAGAUUACGAAGCAAGAUUGACUGAUGUUGAUCAGGCACAAGAAUUUAUUGAUGAGACUGGCAUAGAUGCUUUGGCAGUGUGUAUUGGAAAUGUCCAUGGAAAAUACCCAGCAAGUGGCCCCAAUCUCAGACUUGAUUUACUUGAGGAUCUCCAUGUCUUGAGUUUGAAGAAAGGAGUUUUUCUGGUUCUUCAUGGAGCUUCAGGAUUGCCCAUUGAAAUUGUUAAGGCUUGUAUAGCACGGGGAGUAAGGAAGUUCAAUGUAAAUACAGAAGUGCGGAAGGCCUACAUGGAUACUUUGAGCAGUCCCAAGAAGGAUCUAGUACAUGUCAUGGAGUCUGCAAAGGAAGCCAUGAAAACUGUGGUUGCAGAAAAGAUGCAUCUUUUUGGUUCAGCAGGAAAUGCAUGCUAAAUAUUUUCUCAAUCGCUUGUCAAAAUGGAAGACUGCAAACUUUUAGAAUGAGACCUCAGGUCAAUCAAAAUAUUAUGAUGCACUGUGUUUUCUUCCCCCAUGUUGUUAUUCUUUUUAACAUGAUUGACACUCUCAUUUUUAAGCUAGUGAGUUAACCCACUAUUUUUGGCUUUGAUGGUUGUAUUGUCUUGGGCAUCAUCAUCAUAUGGUCACAAUUUACCUUCAUUGCCACUAUUUAUUUUUGAAUAAUCAUCCUAACAUGUGACUUUGUUUAACAUGUAAAGGUUUGGAAGCUUUUAAAAGCUUUAGAAGGCAA
This is a messenger RNA of Malania oleifera, 4672 nucleotides long. RefSeq lists its product as uncharacterized. The coding region runs from base 202 to 4356 and encodes 1384 amino acids. NCBI's taxonomy places the organism in Eukaryota, Viridiplantae, Streptophyta, Magnoliopsida, Santalales, Ximeniaceae. The transcript is spliced from 42 exons. Gene Ontology annotation, molecular function: NAD binding; zinc ion binding; aldehyde-lyase activity. Gene Ontology annotation, biological process: carbohydrate metabolic process. The record is from RefSeq and is a predicted model, not a curated record.